Erythranthe guttata (spotted monkey flower) is the source of this 3162-nucleotide messenger RNA. RefSeq names its product ubiquitin protein ligase 5 (gene UPL5). Lineage: Eukaryota; Viridiplantae; Streptophyta; Magnoliopsida; Lamiales; Phrymaceae. Gene Ontology annotation, cellular component: cytoplasm. The record is from RefSeq and is a predicted model, not a curated record. Gene Ontology annotation, biological process: protein polyubiquitination; ubiquitin-dependent protein catabolic process. Gene Ontology annotation, molecular function: protein binding; ubiquitin protein ligase activity.
AUAUGCCGUAAGAAAAAGCCAUACACACCUGGCAACCGAUCAUCCAGACGGAGCAAAGGCAAACCCCCUUUAGACAAUCUCGUCACUCUUAAAACAUUUUCCUUCUCACACACCCACGCAAUUCACACAGUCUCUCACUCUAGGUUUUGAAGAAAUUCACACACACACACACACAGUGAAGAAGGAAAGCAAUAAAACCAGGAAACUGGGUAUCUGUUGUCCAGGGGGGUUUACGAUUCCAUGGGCUCCGGCCCCCCGUAGAAAACCCCUCCCGCAGCCGCAGAUGUCGUCUUCUCUCUCCAAGCGAAAGCUCGACGAUUAUGCCGCCGAUUCCAUUUCUCCGAUAAACCCUACCAGGAUGCGUAAAGACCAAAAUGCCCUCCCCUCCUCCUCCAAUUCCUCUUCCUCCAAUUCCCCUUCCUCCACCCGGCCGCUCCCCUCCUGGCCACGAUCAUCCCCCGCCGGCGACACACACCUUCAAUUUUUCGUCCGGAUACUUUCCUACCACUCCCUCGUAGUCCAAGCGGAUUCAUCCGACACAGUUCGAUCAAUCCACGAGAAGAUUGAGUCGAUCACUGGUAUUUCCAUAUUCGAACAGCGGCUAAUUUAUCGGGGGAGGCAGUUACAGUUGGAGCAGACUUUGGCCGAAUGUAAGGUGCAGAAUGAUGCCAGCCUCAACUUGGUGGGCCGUAUGCGUAGCACUGGGUACCCUGAGGCGUGGCACCUUAUCAAUGAUGUCGUUUCGAUGAUUUUCCGUAUGUACAAGACCAACCCGCCGUCGAACCGCCAGAACCCGAAAACUCUGAGAACGAAGCUCACGAAUUUCGUGUCGGACUCCCUGAAAGAUCCCUUGCGAGAUUCGGUGAAGAGCCGAGAAAAGUUAUCCGGCUAUUUGCAGAUUUUCAACUCGUCUUCCGCGACGGGUGCACUGGUAAUGCUCUACAUGUCUUCUUGUAAAACCAACAAAGAAGAAGCAGAAGAAGCCAUUAAGAGCUUUAUUACUAGCAUUAAAAACAGUUGGAAGCAUUUCUGUCUAGAUACUGUGCUGAUAGUGUUGGAAUUCUGUAGGUUGUUAAAUAAGACAGCGGGAAUUGAUGAUCCCUUGUAUUGUUUCUGUCGACGUACUUUGGGGGAAAUGGCGAAGGAGGAGAGUAUUGGUAUUGCGAACAAGGAUAUUGAGAAAAAAAAGUGUUUGAUUGGAAUUCAUGAUAUAUUUCCGUUUGUGAACGAAUUAGCAUCUAAGUUGUCCCGGGAUUUGAUGUCAAGUACAGAACCAACCUUCUUCCCUAGGCUUUCACCGAAAGAUGUUACCGAUUUCUCCACUUUUAUUGAAGCCAUGAAGAUUCAGAUUGAGAGACGAGUUGGGUUUGGUGGCCCAAUUCGAGUUCCCCUUACAGAGGAGCUUCCAUUGGAUUAUGCGGACAACGUUAUCAUUUUGCAUGGGAUAUUUACUCAUUUAUUGAGUAAAUUAGAGAACGUUUUGGUCAAAAUCGAGGAGCAUGUGGAGUGGGGUCAGAAGAAGAAGGAACCCGAUACCCAUCUCCUCCAAUGGUACGAGUAUCUUCGAGUGCUGAAGGAGCUUAAUAGUAUUUCUAAACUUUACUAUGGCUGUGAAAAGGUGUUUUGGGAAACUAUGAAGCGGAGAAAAGAUGUUUUGUGCUAUCUUGUUGUAAUGUGCGCAAAGAGGAAAGAUGAUAAUAACUGGAUUCUUGACUGUAAGGAACUGACCAAUUUUGAGGUGAGGAGGUGUUUAGCAAUGUUCAUUCUUCCGGAGGUGAAGGAUGAAUAUAAUGACCUGCAUGAAAUGCUGAUUGACCGCGCGCACUUGUUGGAAGAGUCCUACGAGUACAUUGUGCAUGCCGAUUUAGAUUCAUUGCGUGCUGGUUUGUUUAUGGAGUUCAAGAAUGAGGAGGCUACUGGUCCUGGUGUCCUGCGAGAGUGGUUUUUCUUGGUCUGCCAAGCAAUAUUCAACCCUCAAAAUGCGCUCUUUGUGGCUUGCCCUAAUGACCGUAGAAGGUUCUACCCCAAUCCAGCAUCCAAAGUGGACCCUUUGCACCUAAAAUAUUUCAGCUUCUCCGGCAAAGUGAUUGCCUUAGCCUUGAUGCACAAAGUGCAAGUCGGAAUUGUACUCGAUCGUGUGUUCUUCUUACAAUUAGCUGGUCAAACAAUCACCUUAGAAGAUAUAAAAGAUGCGGAUCCCUACUUAUACAACAGCUGCAAGCAAAUACUAGAGAUGGACCCCACUACCAUCGAUCAAGAUGCUUUAGGCCUAACAUUCAUCGACGAAAAAGAAGAGCUAGGAGCAAGGAAGGUCAUUGAGCUCUGCCCCGAUGGGAAAAACGUGAUUGUAAAUAGUAAAAAUCGGAGACGGUAUAUUGAUUCUCUUAUUCAGCACCGCUUUGUCACAUCUAUUUCUGAGCAGGUGGCACAUUUUACUGAAGGGUUUGCUGACAUCAUGAGUUCAAACGAGAUCAAGAGAUCCUUCUUCAGGUGUUUGAAUCAUGAAGAUCUUGACUGUAUGCUGCACGGUAGUGAGAAUGGAAUCUCUGUAGAGGAUUGGAGAGCACAUACGGAUUAUCAUGGCUUCGUGAAAACUGAUCUUCAGAUAUCCUGGUUUUGGGAGAUUGUCGGGAAUAUGACGAAAGAGCAGAAAAAGAUUCUCCUCUUCUUUUGGACCUCGAUAAAAUAUUUACCGGUAGAAGGUUUCAGUGGAUUGGCUUCUCGGCUUUACAUAUACAAGACCAGCGAGCCGAUUGACCGUUUGCCUUCUUCUCACACAUGCUUUUACAGGCUGUGUUUCCCUGCUUACACCACCAUUAACGACAUGCAAGAACGUCUUCGUAUUAUUACUCAGGAGCAUGUAGGUUGCAGCUUCGGUACUUGGUGAAAAUAAUUAAUAAAAUAAGAAGAAAAAAAAACUGUACAUACAAAAUAUAAAUUUAAUUUUAGUCUGUAAAUAUAGCAGAUUUCACUCUGUUAACUAUUUUGGCCCUUGACUGUGUGCAAGGAGGAGGUGUUCUUGCUAGUUCGUUAGCCUGCUGUCGUAUUUUCGUUGACGGAGAUUGUGGCUGCUUUUUGGUAAAUUUAAGUUAUAUAGAAGGCAACAAGGGUAAGGGUAGUAAUUUUUAUCUGCAUUCUGGAAUAUAGAUUUUUAUUUUGUGG